UGACAGUGUCGGCUCCAAGAAAGUAGAAACCCAUAAUUAGCUUCUUUUUUUUUCUCCACAUAUCUCUAAUCGUAGAUCCACCGGAGAAUCAAUCCAUCCUAGUGUCAAUGUCGACUCCCGAAACCGCCGUCAGAGGAUCGAUCACUCACGUCAUCUUCGACAUGGACGGUCUUCUUCUCGACACGGAGAAGUUUUACACUGAGGUACAGGAGAUCAUACUUGCUAGAUUCAACAAGACUUUUGAUUGGUCUCUCAAGGCUAAGAUGAUGGGAAGAAAAGCUAUUGAAGCUGCCAGGAUCUUUGUUGAUGAAACUGGGAUCAGUGACUCUCUUUCAGCUGAGGACUUCCUUGUCGAGAGAGAGGCCAUGUUGCAACAACUCUUCCCUACUAGUGAGCUUAUGCCUGGGGCUAGCCGGCUCAUCAAGCAUCUCCAUGCUAAGAACAUUCCUAUUUGUAUUGCUACGGGUACUCACACACGUCACUAUGAUCUAAAAACACAAAGACACAAGGAGCUUUUCUCACUGAUGCAUCACAUAGUUCGCGGUGAUGAUCCUGAGGUUAAGCAAGGAAAGCCUGCCCCUGACGGUUUUCUCGCUGCAGCUAGGAGGUUUGAGGACGGUCCUGUUGACCCACAAAAGGUUCUGGUAUUUGAAGAUGCUCCUUCUGGAGUUCUUGCUGCUAAAAACGCUGGAAUGAACGUGGUGAUGGUGCCAGAUCCUAGACUAGAUAUCUCUCACAUUGACGUUGCAGAUCAAAUCUUGAGUUCACUAGUCGAUUUCAAACCAGAAGAAUGGGGUUUGCCUCCAUUCGAGGAUUCAAACUAAAGCCUUCUUCAAAGGUAAUGAUAACAAGUCAGAAAUCAUGAAUGUGUGAGAGUGAGAGAGCGUGAUUGUUUGUCUUUUUAUAUACUAUUUGUUUUGGCACUUAUAUGACAAGGCCAUGAGGUUGUAUGUCGUCAAGGGUUAUGAUGUUUUCGCUAUUGAAGCAGCCAAAAAAAACAGAAACUAAGUUUGUGACAUGACAAGAGACCAAACAAAAAACUGCCUUAGCGUUUAAACAAAACUUUUGUACAAACUCUUCCUCUCAAGUCCAUACAUUGGCUUGUUUUUGUCGGUUGCUGGAUUGAUUUCUUCUUCUUUAUGGUUGGAAUCUCCGUUCUCUACGCAUCACUAAUAUGUGUCAUUU
Messenger RNA from Eruca vesicaria subsp. sativa (arugula), 1185 nucleotides. Lineage: Eukaryota; Viridiplantae; Streptophyta; Magnoliopsida; Brassicales; Brassicaceae. The record is from the annotation of a GenBank genome assembly.